CGCUUCCGCGUGUGUGUAGGCGCGGGAUAGGGCUGUCGGCGGUGGCGGUCCCGGCAUGGAGGAUGGCCCAGCUCCUGCUGCAGCUGACGGUGCUUGGCGCGGCGCUGGCGGCCGCAGCCCUCAUACUGAUUUCUAUUGUUGCAUUUAUCACUGCUACAAAAAUGCCAUCACUUCAUCUACAUGAAGAAGAGAAGUUCUUCUUAAAUGCCAAAGGCCAGAAGGAAACUUUACCCAGCAUAUGGGACUCACCUACCAAACAACUUUCUGUUGUUGUGCCUUCAUACAAUGAAGAAAAACGGUUGCCUGUGAUGAUGGACGAAGCUCUGAGCUAUCUAGAGAAGAGACAGAAACAAGAUCCUGCAUUCACUUAUGAGGUGAUAGUAGUUGAUGAUGGCAGUACAGACCAGACUUCAAAGGUAGCUUUUAAAUAUUGCCAGAAGUACGGAAGUGACAAAAUACGAGUGAUAACAUUGGUGAAGAAUCGUGGAAAAGGCGGAGCUGUUAGGAUGGGUGUAUUCAGUUCUCGAGGAGAAAAGAUCCUUAUGACAGAUGCUGAUGGAGCCACAAAGUUUCCAGAUGUUGAGAAAUUGGAAAAGGGACUAAAUGACCUACAGCCUUGGCCUGAUCAAAUGGCUAUUGCAUGUGGAUCUCGAGCUCAUUUGGAAAAAGAAUCAAUUUCUCAGCGUUCUUACUUCCGUACUCUUCUCAUGUAUGGGUUCCACUUUCUGGUGUGGUUCCUUUGUGUCAAAGGAAUCAGGGACACACAGUGUGGGUUCAAAUUAUUAACUCGAGAAGCAGCUUCACGGACAUUUUCAUCUCUUCACAUUGAACGAUGGGCAUUUGAUGUAGAACUGCUUUAUAUAGCACAGUUCUUCAAAAUUCCAAUAGCAGAAAUUGCUGUCAACUGGACUGAAAUUGAAGGUUCUAAACUAGUUCCAUUUUGGAGCUGGCUACAAAUGGGCAAGGACCUACUUUUUAUACGACUUAGAUAUUUGACGGGUGCCUGGAGGCUGGAGCAAACUCGGAAAAUGAAUUAGGUUGUUUGCAGUCUUUGAUUGUAUUCUUAUACUAUCAGUGUCGAAUUAUUUCAUUUGAAGUUCAAAUUUUGAAUAAAGCUAGAAUUAAACCUAUUGUCAUUGUC
Messenger RNA from Otolemur garnettii (small-eared galago), 1141 nucleotides. RefSeq names its product ALG5, dolichyl-phosphate beta-glucosyltransferase (gene ALG5). The coding region runs from base 63 to 1037 and encodes 324 amino acids. Gene Ontology annotation, cellular component: endoplasmic reticulum membrane. NCBI's taxonomy places the organism in Eukaryota, Metazoa, Chordata, Mammalia, Primates, Galagidae. The record is from RefSeq and is a predicted model, not a curated record. The transcript has 10 exons.